Biomphalaria glabrata is the source of this 1388-nucleotide messenger RNA. RefSeq names its product atrial natriuretic peptide receptor 2-like. NCBI's taxonomy places the organism in Eukaryota, Metazoa, Mollusca, Gastropoda, Planorbidae. The transcript has a single exon. Bases 850 to 1368 code for a protein of 172 amino acids. Gene Ontology annotation, molecular function: peptide hormone binding; signaling receptor activity. The record is from RefSeq and is a predicted model, not a curated record.
AUGUAGUAAUUGUUAGACUGAAAAAAAGUCAUCUCUAGAAGGUUGGCAAUAUUUUUUUAAUACACCUAAGGAAAUGCCGUAGAACAUUGAGAACGAAACUUGUUUCAUUUUGGAAAACGCUGCUGUGAAGGAAGCCAAAAAUGUGAUAAAGAUUUGUCUACAAAAAGUGCAUACUGGCAAGUCAUCAGCUCAAAGUAAUGCCACCGUAAAAAAAAUACAUAUUUUUAAAGAAAGACAUGAUUUCCAUUGCCACAGUGGUGUUUGCAAAAUGUUAAAUUAAUCUACUUGAAUAAAACUGAAGAAAAUAGUAUCGUCAUAAGGAUAUCGGACUCAACAAGAACUCGAGCGUAACAAAAAAUAAUGUUAUCCUUGACAUUUUUUAUGGGCUAGUUUCAGGUUUUUUUCUUGGUAAAAGCCACUUGCAUGUUUGAAGUAUUUGAACACAGAGUUUCCUUCACGAUCUAUCAGAGCAUUUUAAUUCUAUUUUGAUCUAAUAUAUACUUUUUCUGAGCGACAAUCUAAUUUUAGAAACAUUUUAGCUUAUUUCUUAAGUGUGUCUUUUUUUUUUAUAUUAUUAAUGGAAUAUCUUCCAUGAGAUCUUUAAAGCUCAAUAAAUAUUUGGUUGUAAAACAACAAUUAAAUCAUUCGAGAAUGCCGUUCUAUUUUGUAAGUGUGAAGUUAGCUUGGAUCAAAGCAAUUCUCUCAGAAACCGCACACACUCAUGAGAAAGUAGAGUCCUAUUGCAAUGUAACAUCCAGAGAUAUCACUGCUGUGUAGUCUACUGGGCAAUGUGCUCUCUAGGCGCAACAUCCUGUGCUUAGUAGCGAUGCUGCAGGCGCUGGUGACGUUAUGGAAUCCCUGCUGAGAUCACCUGCGGUGGUCGCCGCUCUCCUCGUGGUCUUGCUCUAUUUCGGCCGCCACACGACGAGCAUGGCGCCCCAAACGUACUGUUACACCGAGGAGUCGGGAAAGGUCAUCAAAGCGGGCAUCAUCCUCCCCUACCACGGCCACCACAAGUGGUUGAUGCCCCUGGUGCACCCGGCCAUCGCCAUCGCCUGGGAAGAGGUGAUCGCGAGGAACUUCAAGCACCUGCAAGACUACCGGGUGGAGAUUCGAACCGCGGACUCCCAGUGCUCGGAAACUAUCGGCCCCCUGGCCGCUAUUAACAUGUACAUCAACAGGUCUGCCCACGUGUUCUUCGGCCCGGCUUGUGACUACAGCGUUGCCCCUGUGGCCAGGUUUGCCUCCUCUUGGGGAAUUCCCUUGCUUUCGGCAGGGGCGCUGGUCACUGCGUUUAAAUAUAAAGCAGAGUAUAAACUGCUCACAAGAGUUCAGGUAAGUGUCCCUCGUAAUGUUACAAACAGCUGACCUAUAUAGUGGUCACACCA